AUGUCGUCGCAUUCCUCUAUUAGUGAGGCAGGGAAGCCUCGCCUUCAUACUGUUCGAUCGUUUCCCAGAAUGGACAACCCCGAAGUGAGCUCGUUCGCUCGCAACCGAGCGAAGACAGUGCAAUCAGUGGCCAUACCAGAGGCGGUUGAGUCGACUGUGCUUCCUAUCCCUCUAUCACCGGAGAGUGAGCCUGGAGCCGGUCCAGAUUUGUUUGAAAAGAGAGGCUCAUCGGACUCAAGCGUUAGAGAUGAUGGACACCUGGGUGAAGAAGUUUCUGUGUUAUCACUGGGUAUUCAUGAGCAGCCAGAAGAACUUCCAAUUGAGCUCAUCAGCCUAACUGAUCGGUUCGUGAACUCAUUGACCGUCAAGGUACACUCCUCUCCACCUACAAUCGAAAAGAUAUCGCACCUCUUCCAAGACUUCUAUGUGCGCGCGGAAUCACACAUUGCUACCCACAUCUCGGCUCUUGCGUCCAGAAUAAACCGCGAUCCUUCUCCUAACCCUCCACCACCCAAAGGCACCAGGGGUUUUGGCCAGCCGCGACCGAAUAAUAAAGACUCAACCACUGUCAUAUCUGGUCGCCAGAUGCUAACCGCGUCAGAAGUCACUGAACGAAGGAAAGCCCGGAAAUCUCUCGCGUCCAAGGGCCCUGCAUUGGAAGAGGCCAUCGAGCGAAGAGCUUGUGAAAGCAUCUACGAUAAAAUCUGGAGACACAAAAGCACCUUGGAUGAAGUCAGAGAUGAAAAACUGCGCUCGAAGACAGCGGCAUUGCUCUUGAUUGGAAUCAACUUGAAAGACCUCGGAAUUGAUAUUGACUUGGACACGGUCAGUGAAGAGAGACAGAAAGAAGCCGAUCACUUUCUCUCUGUUGCCCGAGACUGUCUGGCCAAAAUGAACGAUGUGCAAUACCCUUUAGGAAAACUACAGUACCUUGCUGCUGCGCAUAAGGCGAUUGUCGACGCUUUGACCAAGCUGCUUCCUUCGUCCUCGUCAGCUGAUGAAAUUCUACCUACCCUCAUCUAUACACUUGUCACUUGCCCACCUGAAGGCAUCAACAUCAUCAGCAAUCUUCUCUUCAUCCAACGUUUCCGAUCUUCAAGUAAGAUCGACGGCGAAACUGCUUACUGUUUAACAAAUCUUGAAGCAGCCAUUAGCUUCUUGGAGAACGUAGAGCUAUCAGAACUUCGAACUGACGAGACGCCGGAAGGGCAGCUCAAGACAAGCACCAACAACACAACACCUGCGUCCGACACCAUUGAUACCGUUGGCUUGACCAACAAAGGCCCACUGACCUCAGUCACCAAAGUGGAUAUUUCGUCUGUGAUCUCUAAGCCAGACACUAAGGAAGCCGAUUUUGAAAGACUGUCCAAGCCUCAGCAACCCCCGGUCCCCCAGCAGGGACGCUUGAAUAAUUUGUUUCAGCCCCCUGCAAAGGUUCUUGGUGCUGCCAACGACGCUGUCCGCAACACCGCUGAUCAGAGUUUAAAGAAUAUCGGCGCAACACUGGACAGCAGUUUCAACUUUCUCUUUGGGCGUCUCAAAGAGCUGCAGUCCAGCCAGCUGUCCAUCAAGGACGGUGACAGUCCAAUCUUACCCAAGACAUUAGCAGAGGCUCGCCGUCUGGUCACUGCCCCAUCUUCUGUCAAUGAGAACUUUGUCCAAGAUGAAAAUGCGAUCAAAGAUUCUUUGACGGUUUCUGAUCGCCCCCCGCUAAGACGCAUUGGCUCAAAGGCCGAAGAUACAUUCAUGGGACUGGUCAGUGGACACAGAACUCCCCGUGACCGAAGCGCCGACAGCGUUAGGACGCAAACCAGCUCGAGGAAGGCAACCAUGAUUGCAGAUUCGCAAAAAGCUGAGCCUUCGUCUACCUCUCUGCCUCCGUCAUCAUUACCUACCACACCUCUGGAGUCAAUGAGAAACUUUGGCAAUAGUCUCAACCCUCUCAACCACAUACCCGGUAUGAUAAGAAGUUUUGGGCGCAGCACGUCUGACUCACCCGGGAAUCUGGCAUCUCUUUCUCCUUCAGACCGGACCAAGGCAUCACCACUUACCCGAGAGUUGCCUACUACUAUUAGCGACUCCCGACCAAAACUCAAUCCGCCCAUUCAGAGGUUCCUGCAAACUUCCAGCGCCAACGAGCUGACUAUAGGUGACGUUUCCAUAUUACUGGAAGACUAUAAAAGGCUUGCAUCAGCGCUGUUCGGUUCAACUCCAGAUCCAAAAUAA
Messenger RNA from Aspergillus clavatus NRRL 1, 2226 nucleotides. Its product is annotated as VPS9 domain-containing protein. Gene Ontology annotation, biological process: vesicle-mediated transport. The coding region runs from base 1 to 2226 and encodes 741 amino acids. The record is from RefSeq and is a predicted model, not a curated record. The transcript is spliced from 2 exons. Gene Ontology annotation, molecular function: guanyl-nucleotide exchange factor activity; small GTPase binding. Lineage: Eukaryota; Fungi; Ascomycota; Eurotiomycetes; Eurotiales; Aspergillaceae. Gene Ontology annotation, cellular component: cytosol; endocytic vesicle.